AUGUUGACGAUUAUAACCAAUAAUAGACACAUUGUUAAGAAAUAUGAUAAAUUUUUUAAGGUUAAUUCAGAUAGAGCUAUCAUGAAUACAAAAUAUAAGAUCUCAAAAUAUUUGACAAGCGUAUUUUGUGGGUUACCUAUUAAGUUAGAAACUAGAAAUAUGUAUUAUUCAAGAAUUCAUUUAAUUGUGAUGAGUGAAUAUGGUAUUUGGGAUUUUAUAUCCCAUGCUCUUAUUGUAGUAAUGUCUGUGCUUAUAUUAUGUCAAGAAAUAGAAAAGUAUGCCAAACUUGUUGUUCAAAGUUCAAGUCACGAAAAGAACAAAAAAAAUAUAAAAAAAAGAUUUUUUAAUAGUUUAAAAAAUAACAAGAACAAAUGGCAGGAUACUAGUAAUGGUUUUGAUUCAAAAAUAUAUAUUUCUAAACAUCGAUUAAAACAAAUUUUUGUUAAACAUUCUUUUAACAAGGAAUAUUUUUUUGAAUUAAGAAGAAAAAAGGAGGCAUUAUUUGACCUUGAAGAUAAUAUUGUGACAGAACAAUCAAUUAGUUCUAGUGAGGGUGUUACUAUUGAUAAAGUAACAGAGGACUUGAAGGUUCUAGAAAUUAGAGAACAAAUUAACCUUGCUCCUUGA
Rhizophagus irregularis DAOM 181602=DAOM 197198 is the source of this 627-nucleotide messenger RNA. Lineage: Eukaryota; Fungi; Glomeromycota; Glomeromycetes; Glomerales; Glomeraceae. The record is from RefSeq and is a predicted model, not a curated record.